UUUCGACAGAAUUUGAAGUCGGACGACGACAGGAUGGACGUCGCGCGGUUCGUCGACGAGCUGAAUGCAACAUGCGUGCGUCCAAUCCAGGCGCAACUGAUGAAGCAAAGCAAAGAAGAAGGAGUCUUGUACACAUUGGAGAUGGAGGAAUCUCUAGACCGCCUCGAGGCAAGCACCGGGGAUGUCGUGCAACCGACUUGCAACCUUCCAUCUAUGGACACGACGUGGACAGACUGUGCAGAUAUCCUCGUGCGAAUCGCCAUGAGAUAUCAAUAUGGGAAUUUGACGUCUUCAUGUCCGUCAAGUAGCAUCGACCUUAUUGCCUUGCCAGUGUUCCGCAUCGUGCACAUUCUCGUAGCUCUGUACGAAGACAUUGCGAUGCCGUCGUCGUCGUCGUCUACAACUGCCAUCGACGGGUGGGCUGCAUCUAUGACGCAUGCAUGUACCUUCUACCUUUGCACAAGAUCGUCCACGUUGCCGUCGACUCACGAAAGCCGAGCGGCUGCACAACGCAUCAUUGAAAUGGUCCACCGGCGAUUGCGUCCGCGUGAAUCCGCCACGACCAUGACAAAUGCGGUCGACAUUUUUCCACGCCUGCUCCCCCGCAUCCUCUCGCUCUUCGCGUCCAAGUCGUCCAAGGAAGAAUGGGUAGUCACAGGUGCUGCUGCACCUCAUGCGUUUGCGUGGUUCAUUCUGCAAAUACCUUUUCCCCACUUUACCAGCGACAUCGUCGGGCGCGUUCUCGCUCUGGCGCUUCCUCUCCUCGACCAAGUCACGGCAUCCACCCAACUCGUCGGUCUGUCCGUUCUCCACCACAUCAUUCGUCAUGCAACUACCACGGAUAUCCGAUGGUACUCGGACUUGCUCGUUCACGAGAUGGAGCAGACGCUCACAACUGCGUCAACUUCCGCGUCAUUCUUGGACGCAGCGCUUGCCUGCCUUGCCGACCUCUUGGCCGUCCUCAGUACUGGCCCGCGCGACAUCUCUCUGUACGAUCGCUUCUUUCCAUCGUUGCUUCGACAAUGGGAUAUGGCGCUCGAAGUAUCUGUGAAAACGAUCUUCACCAAGCACAUUCGGGUGUGGGUGCAGAGGACGGGCGCGCCGCAUAGCCUUCACGUGCUGCGGUUCCUCCAGGCGCUGCUCAAGGUCACCCUUGGCUGCGUCGAGAAUGUCGAGGCCACCAUGUGUAUGGAAGCAUUGGAGACGCUGCAUGCGAUCGUCAUGGCGGCAUGGAUUCGUAUGCCAGCGCAUGUGGAAGAAGUGACAGUCUCCAUCCUCAAAUGUUUGGCGUACAACGAACUCCAGCGACAAGUGCCACUGCCCAACGUCGACCCUCUCGAGAAAGCGCAGCACUUCGAGAACGUCACUGCAAAGUGCCACGUCAUCUUGUACUUGCUCGAACAAGUCUCGCCGGCCGACGAUGGAAGGUCGACCGUGCGCGCCGUUCUUCACCAUGUCGAGGAAGGAUGUUCGUCGCUUGCGCCGCUCUGUGCAGGUGCCCGACAGUACUUGAACGACCAAAAACCAUCGGCAAUUCCCUGACGACGACUGAUGUCGAAGAAGAGGCUUGGACUGCAUGCAACUACCCCACCUACCUCGAACUUGUGCCCGCCGCCACAACGACCACGACGGUCCAAGUGCCGACCCGUGGAGGUGCUUGUGAAUUAUCUGUAGCACACCAGCAAUGUACAGAAUGAACGAGAAUUGUAGUGCGCUA
This is a messenger RNA of Aphanomyces invadans, 1717 nucleotides long. RefSeq lists its product as hypothetical. The transcript is spliced from 3 exons. The record is from RefSeq and is a predicted model, not a curated record. NCBI's taxonomy places the organism in Eukaryota, Oomycota, Saprolegniomycetes, Saprolegniales, Verrucalvaceae. The coding region runs from base 34 to 1542 and encodes 502 amino acids.